Molecule: messenger RNA, 375 nt
Organism: Acaulospora morrowiae
Lineage: Eukaryota; Fungi; Glomeromycota; Glomeromycetes; Diversisporales; Acaulosporaceae
Source: the annotation of a GenBank genome assembly
AUGCCUGAAAAAUGUUCCGGAUGUAAUAAAAAAAGAAGUCUUAUAUAUGGAAAUGGAGACAUGUGUACUAAUUGUUAUUCCGCACAAUUUCAAUUUGUUAAUAGUGGAAAUCUAAAUAUUGAUAAUUUAAUUAAAUCAACAUAUGGAAAUAACCUUAAAAAUAGGCUAGAGUGGAUUCCCUUUGAAGAAUUUACAGAUAUCCAGCGAGUUACGGAAGGUGGAUUUAGUACAAUAUUUACGGCUUUAUGGGUAAAAGGAAGAAUCACAGGUUAUUCUAAAGUAGGAUUUGAUCGAGCAGGUUCCGAAAAAAUUAUAUUAAAAGUUCUUAAAGACUCUAAAAAUAUUGAUUCGGCAUUUAUAAAGGAGGUAGAGUAG